Molecule: messenger RNA, 2055 nt
Organism: Syngnathus typhle (broad-nosed pipefish)
Lineage: Eukaryota; Metazoa; Chordata; Actinopteri; Syngnathiformes; Syngnathidae
Product: LIM domain transcription factor LMO4-B-like
Exons: 5
Coding region: 402-881 (159 amino acids)
Source: RefSeq, a predicted model, not a curated record
CCUUGCGCAAUUUGAUGAAUAGCGUCGCUGUCAUAAGCGUCAGAAAUAGUGGAAGGCGUGUAAUCAGACGGACAGCUGGAAGAGCGAAUGUGACGUAAAGAAGGAGCGGUUGGCAUGUUACCUCCUCGCCGCGUAUAGUGCUUUAUUCGGGGAUCCCCAAGUGAGAGACUUUCCUCAAAACUAUUUGCAGUCCGCGCGCCAUCCUGUUCUGGGAUUUUAUGCUUCUUUUGACACACUCUUCUACAAAGAGAUGGGGCCGCAACAUUGUUACGCCUAAAUCAAGUUUUACAAACGUAAAGGCGACCAUGUUUUUCUGAGAAUUAUUUUGCACAGCCUUUUGAUUUCAACGCAGGAGGAAGACCUUUUGGCUCGACAAGGAGCCACCGAGGGCCCACGUCAGUAUGGUGAACAACCAAGCGUCAGGCGUAGCGCCUGCCCCGAGGUCAUGUGCAGGAUGUGGGGGGAAGAUCGCUGACCGUUUCCUGCUCUUCUCCAUGGAGCGUUAUUGGCACACUCGGUGCCUCAAGUGUUCCUGCUGCCAAGCCCAGCUGGGCGACAUUGGCACCACUUGCUACAGCAAAGGAGGCAUGAUUCUGUGUCGCAGCGACUACAUCAGGCUGUUUGGGCACAGCGGGGCGUGCAAUGCCUGUGGCCAGUCGAUCCCAGCCAAUGAGAUGGUGAUGAGGGCACAGGGAAAUGUUUACCACCUUAAGUGUUUUAGCUGUGCCACGUGCAGGAACAGACUGAUGCCUGGAGAUCGCUUCCAUUACAUCAAUGGUACAAUUUUCUGUGAGCACGACAGACCCGGUGCUGCCUUGCUCAGUAGCCACCUACCACAACUUCAAAGUAACUCUGUAAUGACGGACCAGAAGGUGUGCUGAGUGGAGUGUGCGCUGAAGGUUUAAUUCCUGUCUCCUACUAUGUACAGUUGCCAUUGCUGUGAGUUCUGUUGACCCCGACACCUCCCCUCCACUGAAGAAGCAGCUUCCUCCAAGUGAAAUCCCAUCUCGUCAUCAUAUCAAAGAAUCCCUGAACCUUCUCUCGGUCAAUUUAUGUAGUGUUGCCAGGGUGCGCGGGCCCCAGGGAAAAGGAAAAAAUAGAAAAGCUGCAAAUUGAAAAUACUGUUUUCCAUGGGAUCGGUCAGUAAUGGGCCCUUAGAAUUGUCAUCACUUCCCUUCUCCAUAUGGGAUCCCUGGUGUUCCGUACAAAGGUGGCAGAUGCUUACAUUCUGUGUGGACUGCGCUAGCAGAGACUUUUCUGGACUCCGAGAAAGCUCGAAGACUAUAACUGCCAUCAAUCAAAGGAUGGAGCAAAAAAUGUUUUAGAGUUUGAUGGACUACUGUAACAUGAUUCUCAACGUCUUGUGCCAAGUGGCAUUAUUUUCCCUAAUUGUCAUUAGUGUUUCGAAUCUCUCUCUGAUCUGAUCUUUUAUAUGUCUAUCUGAGACCUUAGGUGUCAAAUUAUAAAAUUAGAUGGGUGUUGGGCACAAAAUGUUUAUCCCAAUCAUGAGAAAUCCAUUAAUUACACAAAAAUGAUGUCUCAAACUUUUAAAGCACUAUUGAGAAUAGGAUUUAUUCCUUGUCGCCGUCUAUAAUUUCCAUAAUGAAAUGGGUUACUUUUAUCAUUUUUCCUGGUCAAUGUGUGCAAAUGAUGAUUUUAUUGAGAAAAAGCAAAUUCAAAAGAAUUUAUCAUAUGAGCUGACAUGAGUGUGAGGCCAGGAGUUGUCCUGUACUUCCUGGUAGCUAGCGUGGUGGCUGGAGCGGUCUGUCUCUCGCUCGCUCACUCUUGUUAGCCCUGUAUGGUUAAAACAUGGCUGAUUACCCCGGGGAAUGGAAUUAGGGGGCUUGAGCUCUGACCAUUUACAGAAGCAAUUAAACAUGAGCCCUGUAUCUGUGCCGGUGGAACUCCUGGGAGGCUGAACUUGGGGCAUAUCCUGUGGCCGGCUGGCUCUCUGACUGCCUGCCUGCCUUUCUGCCUGCCUCCCUCUAAUAAAGACUAAUCUGAAAGCUCUCUAAUUAAAGGGGAGUGGUCCCAUCUCGAUGGAGGAAAUUUCAA